AUGGUACUUGCAGCUUGGAGAGGUCCAAAGGCCAAAGAGCAGCAACUUGUGAUGGCGUUGAAAAUCCUACUUGAGUAUUUGACCUAUACAGCUAUUUCUCCACUGCAGAGAGAUUUUGUUGAAUUGGAAGAACCUUACUGUAGUAUGGUGAAGCACUCUCUUAUUGAAAAUACAGAAACUGUCAUCUACCUCCAUUUUCAAAGUGUACCAAAGGAUAAACUCUCUGACAUUAUUCCUAGAUUAAAGCAGACUCUUGAAAAAAUUGCUUCCAAAGAAGAGAAAAUUGAUAUCAGUAGAAUGCGAACCGUGAUUAAGCGUAAAAUUUUGGAUUUACUGAAUAGUGUUGAAACCGAGCCUCAUGACACCUUGGCAUUCAUUUUGAUUGGAGAUUUUCUCUUUGGAGAAACCAAAGAAGAUCUUGAUGUGCGUACCAACCCACUGUCAUGUUAUGAGAUGUUGGAAAAAGAAGAAGAAGAUUACUGGGUGAAUUUGCUCAAGACUUAUUGUAUCGGGAAGCCAUAUGUUGCUAUAACUGGUUCUCCUAGUAUAGCCCUAAUGCAAACAAUGGCUGAGGCCGAGAAAGAGCGUUUGAAAAAGCAGAAGGAAGCCCUUGGAGAAGAGGGUCUUAAGCAAAAGGAGGAAGCACUAAAGAAUGCCAACAAAGAGAAUGAAAUAAAGCCAUCUGAUGAUAUCCUAAGAAGCCUUCCUGUCCCUGAUGUUGGCCUCAUUCAGUUCCAUCCUUUGAAGCCAUAUUGCAACUAUAAGAAUAAAGAUGUUGAAAAGUCAGACAGAUUUCCUAUUGAUGAAAUUCCUUUCAAAUUUCAGCUUGAUGACUUGCAUACUAAUUUUGUCCAGAUGAUGGUUUUAAUGGAUUCUGUUGAUAUUCCUAUGGAUCUGAGGUACUACUUACCUCUUUAUCUUGAGGUGUUGUUUGAGAGUCCUAUUCUUCGAGAUGGUGUUAUAAUUCCUCGUGAAAAGGUGAUUGCUCAACUUCAGGCUGACACGUUAGAGAAUCAUGCAAGUCUUGGAUUGGAAGGCUCAAAAUUCUUCUGUGGUGGCUUCCCACAGACUGUCUUAAUAUCACUAAAGGUUCAAUGUGAGAAGUACCACAAAGGUAUUCAAUGGCUGAAAGAAAUCCUGUACCAAGUUCAAUUCACUGAGGAGAGGUUGAAAAUUGCUGCAACCAAAUUCAUUAAUGAUGUGCCAAUGUUAAAAAGACAUGGUGCUGCCGUUGCAAGAACUGUGCUUUACAAUCUGAUUUACAGUAAAGAUUGCAACAUUCAUGUAAAUGGUAUGCUAAGGCAGCACAAAUUUCUAACUGGCCUCCUUGUCCAGUUAGAAUCAGACCCAAGCUCAGUGAUAAACAAGAUGGAAAAAUUGCGCACUUUGCUUACUAAAGCCGACAACUUGUGUGUUCAUAUGGCUGCAAAUCUGAAAAAUUUGUCUGCAGACAUUCCUCUUGAAAAACCAUGGGUUCAUUUCCUUCCAGAAAGUGCCGGAGUUUGUAGUGACAAAUCCAAAGAAUUUUUAAGGCGUACAUCAGAUUAUGUGUUGUCUGUUGAUGGGGUGUUGCCAAAACGCGUGAUUGUUGGCAUUGGAUCAGAAGAAUCUGCAUACCUAUACUUGGCUGUACCUUCCAUUGCUGCCUAUCAUGACCCAGACCUGCCUGCAUUGAUGGUGCUGCUCCAGUACUUGACUCAGUGUGAGGGACCUAUGUGGAGACAAAUCAGAGGCCUUGGUUUUUCCUACAGUUACAGUAUGAUGAUCAAUGAAGAAAGUGGAUUGCUUUAUCUUGUGCUGGGACGUUCUGUCAACUUGGUUGAAGCCUACAAAGCAGCUCAAAACAUUGUGAUGAGUUACAUCAAGGGCGACUCUCAAUUUAAUGAGAUCGAAUUGGAAAGUGCUCGCAGCAGUCUGAUAUUUGAGAUCAUUGAUUUAGAAAAGACAACAGCAGAUGUAUCGAUGGCUUCUCUUCGUUCUUAUCUCAAGUGUGUUAGUCACAAUUACAACAGAGAUAUGCUCAAGAAGGUUGCACAAGUGACUCUUGAUGACCUGAAGAGAGUUGGUGAAAAGUAUGUGGUUGAUUUCUUUGAUGCAAACAAAGUUCGUUGCUCUGUGUGUUGUCAUCCAUCAAAGGUAGAAGAAAUUCGUAAUGGAUUAAAGCAAGUGAACCUUGAAUUGGAUGUCUUGCCUAGCUUGGAUGAAGGGUUCUUAGUGGAUAUUCAUGAAUAA
Messenger RNA from Acanthosepion pharaonis, 2232 nucleotides. NCBI's taxonomy places the organism in Eukaryota, Metazoa, Mollusca, Cephalopoda, Sepiida, Sepiidae. The record is from the annotation of a GenBank genome assembly.